AUGAAGCCCGUCUUCGCGACUUACCUGAUCUGCAGUCUGGCUGCGAAGGCGAUUGCUGCAAGUCUGACCAAGUCUUCUCAAAUCAUUCCAUCGUCUUCUCUUUCUACUGCCCUCCCUUCCACUUCGAGUGAUGUCUCGUCGGCAUGCUCUGGCAAUACGGCAACCACGCGCAGUGAAUGGUGCGACUACGAUAUCAACACCGACUACACAACCACCGUUCCCCAAACAAAUGUCACUCGCGAGUAUUACUUCAACUUGGAACACUUGACAGUUGCGCCUGACGGCCGCUCGAGGUCCGCCAUUGCUAUCAACGGAUCCAUCCCCGGUCCCACCAUUGAAGCCAACUGGGGAGACGAGGUUGUCGUCCAUCUUACCAAUAGCCUUCCCGACUCCCUGCAAAACGGGACGAGUAUACACUUCCAUGGCAUUCGUCAAUUUUGGACAAACCAAAACGAUGGGGUUGUCUCCAUCACUCAGUGCCCUCUUGCGCCUAACAAUACAAUCACCUAUAAGUGGCGUGCGAUGCAGUACGGCACAACUUGGUACCAUUCUCACAUUGGGUUGCAAGCCUGGGAAGGCCUUUUUGGUGGCAUUAUCAUCCACGGGCCUGCUAGUGCAAACUAUGAUGAGGACAAGGGCGUAAUUAUCAUGAAUGACUGGGAUCUCAACACUGUGGACCAGCUGUUCAUGUCAGCCCAGACGGACGGUCCCCCAACUCUUGAUUCUGGUUUGAUCAAUGGAACCAACGUCUUCGGAUACGAUGGUAAUCUCAAUCAGACUGGCACCCGUUUCAAUACCUCCUUCACGGCGGGAACUUCGUACAGACUUCGUUUAGUCAAUGCGGCUUGCGAUACGCACUACAAGUUCUCGAUUGACAAUCACACCAUGACCGUUAUUGCGAAUGACCUUGUUCCCAUUGAGCCAUACAAGACAACUGUGCUGAAUAUUGCUAUGGGACAACGAUACGACGUCAUUGUCAAAGCAGACCAGGUCUCGGUGGCCAAGAAUUUCUGGCUCCGAACCAUUCCCCAAAAUGCCUGCUCGGAGAACGCGAAUCCCAAGAACAUCAAAGGCAUUGUGUACUACGGGGACUCUCCCUCAACCCCCUCCACGAUAGGCUACAGCUACACAGAUAGCUGUGACGAUGAGGCGAUGUCCGAUCUAGUCCCGAUAGUCAGCGAGACUGUCUCUAAUGCAUUCUACAACAAGUCGGAGCCUGUCUCACUAGGCAAGAACGGGGGUAGUCUUUACCGCUGGAAGCUCAACUCGACCUCCAUGCACGUCGAUUGGGAAGACCCAACGCUUCUGGAAGUCUACCGUGGCCACCACAGCUGGGCGAAUGUCAGUGGCGUUGUUGAGCUUCCCCAAAAAAGCAAAUGGACUUAUAUUGUCAUCGAGACGACAAUGUCCGUGCCACACCCGAUCCAUCUGCACGGUCAUGACUUCAUCAUCAUUUCUCAAGGGUCGGGAACGUACUCAGGUGACGGCACCACGCUAAGCAAUCCCCCCAAGCGAGACACUGCUAUGUUACCGGAGAAUGGACACCUGGUCAUUGCUUUCAAGACGGAUAAUCCCGGUGCAUGGUUAAUGCAUUGCCAUAUUGGGUGGCACACCGAAGAAGGAUUCGCUAUCCAAUUCGUGGAACGGUAUAAUGAGAUCAAGCCAUUGAUCAACUACGACAAUCUCCACAGCAACUGCGAAAACUGGAGUGCGUUCCAGAAUGAAUUGAGUGUGGAGGAGGACGACUCGGGAGUUUAA
This is a messenger RNA of Penicillium olsonii, 1758 nucleotides long. The record is from the annotation of a GenBank genome assembly. Lineage: Eukaryota; Fungi; Ascomycota; Eurotiomycetes; Eurotiales; Aspergillaceae.